AUGGAAACCAAACCUCGCCCGCGUCUCUUGGAAUGUCCCAGGAAAAAAAAAAGAAAAAAAGGGGAAGGGGGGGUGCGCCCUACAGAAAUGAUGUGCAAUUGCACGGUAAAUGGGAACUAUAAACGGAUUUACAGGUACAAUCCUCUAACGUAUACAAGCAGUUCGAUUAAAGUAGUCAGAAAUAGGAGUAUCUACGUCAAUCGUACAUGUACUACCAACUAUAAAAGGUUCUUUGUUGUCGAUCACAUAAACAGGGGACGGCAGCGUAUUCACAGUGAAAAACUGAGGGGGGAGAAAAAAAAAGAGUUGCUAAAAGCUGCAAGGCGCGAAACAGUUUUUCUCAAGUUCGAAAAUAGACAAGGGGAAAAAGCAGACACCAAUUUAGUGGCAGGUAAGAGAUUGAGAGAGAGACAAACACAUCUAGAGAGACAAGGUGCCAUUAAACUUUUGGAUAACCAUGACGGUGUACAAGAAAGAUGCUUGUGGAGAAGCCAAAGUUAA
Pichia kudriavzevii is the source of this 501-nucleotide messenger RNA. RefSeq lists its product as uncharacterized. Lineage: Eukaryota; Fungi; Ascomycota; Pichiomycetes; Pichiales; Pichiaceae. The record is from RefSeq and is a predicted model, not a curated record. The transcript has a single exon. Bases 1 to 501 code for a protein of 166 amino acids.